Tuber aestivum (summer truffle) is the source of this 1378-nucleotide messenger RNA. The record is from the annotation of a GenBank genome assembly. Lineage: Eukaryota; Fungi; Ascomycota; Pezizomycetes; Pezizales; Tuberaceae.
AUGUCCUACUUCUUCUCCACCCCCUUGGAUAUCGACAUCCGACUGGAGGACAUUGAUGAGAAACGGCAGAUGGUGGAUGUGAAGCUCGACAAGAAUAGGCGGGAAAAAUGUCCGCUCUAUUCGGAUGGGGAAUCCGUAAAGGGGGCUGUUACCAUUAGGCCAAAGGAUGGAAAGCGUCUGGAGCAUACGGGGAUCAAGGUGCAGUUCAUUGGGACGAUAGGUUGGCUGUCCUUCAAUCGAAUCUGCAAAGCUUGUGUGUUUGCCCGGCAGUGUAGCGGAAUUGGGCCGUCGAACACUGUGUGUAUGUGUGUGUGUGAUUGAAGUUAUGCUGAAUGUUGCGCGUUUGCUCUUCUCGCAUUCUAGAGAUGUUCUACGACCGUGGAAACCAUUACGAAUUCCUUUCCCUUGGUCAGGAGUUGGCUGCCCCCGGCGAUCUCCAGCAUCCGCAAACCUUCGAUUUUGAGUUCAAGAAUGUCGAAAAGCAGUACGAGUCGUAUAACGGCAUCAAUGUCAAGCUUCGCUACUUCGUCAGGGUUACGGUCUCGAGGAGGAUGGCAGAUGUGAUCCGUGAGAAGGACAUAUGGGUAUAUUCUUACCGUAUGCCGCCCGAGAGCAACAGCUCGAUCAAGAUGGACGUCGGCAUCGAGGAUUGUUUGCACAUCGAGUUUGAGUACUCAAAGUCCAAGUAUCAUCUCAAAGACGUCAUCGUCGGACGGAUUUAUUUCCUUUUGGUACGGCUCAAGAUCAAGCACAUGGAGCUGUCAAUCAUUCGCCGGGAGACCACUGGGACCGCCCCUAAUCAGUACAAUGAGAGCGAGACCCUCGUCAGAUUUGAGGUGGGUUUCCCGCGCGCGAAGGAGACAAUUACUCGGUAACGUCUAACUGAUUUGCCUAGAUUAUGGAUGGAUCUCCCUCCCGGGGUACGUAUUCAGCUAUCCGCUUAUGCGACUCAUCACCUGCUGCUCAAGACUGCUUCUCUGAUCGCUUAUGACAUGAUCAAUAGGCGAGACCAUUCCUAUCCGCCUUUUCCUUGGCGGCUUCGAUCUGACCCCCACAUUUCGCGAGGUCAAUAAAAAAUACUCAACCCGUUACUACUUGAGUCUCGUAUUGAUUGAUGAAGGUAUGUUUUGUCUUUUUUUCUUUUUCUUUUUUCUUUCCUGAAAACAAAAAUAAAAAUGGAAAUUAUUAUUAUAAUCAUGGCUUGCCUGCCCAUUAUCCCCUGGGCGUGGGGUGUUUGUUUGCGAAUACCUGAGGAUACGCUGGGAUUUUGGUGGUUGUGAUGGAAGUGGCUGAGGGAUACGACCGACUAAUUGGGCGGGACAUAGAUGCUAGACGCUAUUUCAAGCAGUCCGAGAUUGUGCUCUACCGUCAACUAGUG